Linum tenue is the source of this 1675-nucleotide messenger RNA. NCBI's taxonomy places the organism in Eukaryota, Viridiplantae, Streptophyta, Magnoliopsida, Malpighiales, Linaceae. The record is from the annotation of a GenBank genome assembly.
UCUGCACUCAGUCUUCUCCCCAUUCUUCAAAAUUUUAGCCUCGCCGGAACUUCCUCCUUCUGCUUCCGUCAGUAGUCGGCCGCCGCCGCCGCCGCCGCAGUGAUCCCUCAGCUUUCAAUUCAUCCGUCAGAGUAAGGGUCAUCUUAGUAUUUAGCUAAAUGUUGCUUGUCGAUCCUGAGAAGAAGUUAUCUUUCACUCGCACCAUUCAAAAUGGUGAUUUGGUCAUUGUGUAUGAGAAGCACGACAGUAUGAAGGCGGUAAAAGUAAGCGAGAGUUCAGUGCUUCAGAACCGUUUUGGCAUGUUCAAGCACUCGGAUUGGAUUGGGAAGCCCUUUGGUUCCAAGGUGUUCAGCAACAAGGGUGGGUUUGUUCAUUUGCUGGCUCCAACACCUGAACUGUGGACUCUUGUGUUGAGCCACCGAACCCAGAUUCUCUACAUUGCGGAUAUCUCGCUUGUGAUAAUGUACUUGGAGGUAGUUCCUGGAUGUGUGGUGCUCGAGUCUGGAACUGGUAGUGGUUCUUUGACAACUUCGCUUGCACGUGCUGUUGCUCCAACUGGACAUGUCUUUACAUUUGACUUCCAUGAACAAAGGGCUGCCUCAGCUAGGGAAGAUUUUGAAAAGACAGGAAUCAGCAGCUAUGUCACUGUAGGGGUUAGGGAUAUUCAGGGUCAAGGAUUUCCAGAGGAACAUGUCGGCUCAGUUGAUGCUGUGUUCUUGGAUCUACCACAGCCGUGGCUGGCCAUUCCUUCUGCCGCAAAAAUGUUGAGACAAGAUGGUGUGUUGUGCUCGUUCUCACCCUGCAUAGAGCAAGUGCAGCGCUCUUGUGAAACCCUGAGAUCAAACUUCACUGAUAUAAGGACGUUUGAGAUACUCCUGAGGACGUACGAAGUUCGACAAGGCAAACUGGACAGCUUCGAUGGAGACGAAGGCAUCUCUACUGGUUCUCGUCCUGGGAAGAGGAAGCAGCCUUCCAGUGAUAGAAGCAGUUUGCAGGGGGACAAUGGUGGUAUUCUUGCUCCUGCUCUUCCAGUGAUGACCAAGCCUUGUUCGGAAGCUAAAGCCACCACCACAGCCACAGAGGACGACGACACCGCCACCACCACCAAAAUUCAGAUGGCGUCGAUGCAACAGGAGCAGCAGCAACAACAACAACACUACAUGCAGGCAUAAGUCAAAUUGAAUGGCCCCAGCAGCAGCAACAGCAACCAAUGUACCUUCAAGCUCUUCGACAUCCUUUUCAGAUGAACCCCCCAAAGCAGCAGCAGCAGCUGCUACAACGCUCUGAUCCAAUGAGCACCAGUAUAUGUCUGGACUUCCACUAAGCUUUUCUGAAAUGUCGCAUUCAAAUGUACUUUGAACAACACCAGAACUUAUCUCCGUCAAUCCCCCUCCCUUUUUAGGCUAAGCCCCAUGCUUGUUGAUUUUGUGAAGCAACUUUGUGUUGGUCAAGUGGCUCUAUUUCCAGAUUCAAAGUUCUAGUACACCCAAGGGAACAGGCUUAGCUUAUCCAUGGACAUCAUAGGCAGAAUUCAUGGGAAUUCAGUAAUAAAAGGCCAUCAAUGAGGAAAUGGUGCUAGGAAAAUGCAACGUUAUGCAAAGGAACCACCCAACGUAUUCCAGUCAUUGUAGCUUUCUUCACUGCAUAUAUCAAGUCCAGAGAUACUAUUGCAACA